UAUGAAUAAAAUUCGGAUUCAUAGUGAUGAAUGAAAAAGCCAUUCAGAUUUUAGAACAUGAUGCAUUUUUAUAAACCUCAAAGAAAAGUUUGACUAAACAGUAUCUUUGUGCAUACACAUAUACAAAUGCAGCAAAACACCAUACAAAAGGAGAAAGACAAACACGAAGCUGAGGAUGGCAGAUACCUCUGGUGGGGAAUCAAGGGGAUAAGAUGGGACGGUGAGGAGUGCAUAGGUAGCUGUAACAAUAUUGGUCAUGUUCUAGAUUUUAGAUUGGCGGAUACGUUCAUUUUAGGGUUACAUAGUCUUUGGUAUGUACAUAAUUUACAUAAUUUUUAAAUGGGGGGAGAGAAGAACAAAGGGAGAGAGAGAGAGCCAACUAAAGACCGUGACAGGUCUACCUCAGAGAUAGUACGGGUUUGGUUCCAGACCAUUGCAGUAAAGUGAAUGUUGCAAGCCUCACAAAUUUUUGGUUUCCCAAUGCAAAUAAAAGUUAUGUUUAUAUUAUACUGUAGUCCAUUAAGUGUGCAAUAGCAUUAUGUCUAAAAAUAAGUGUACAUACCUUGACUUAAAAAUACUUUAUUGUUAAAAAAUUGCUAACCAUCCUCUGAGCCUUCAAUGAGCCGUAAUCUUUUUGCUGGUGCAGGGUCUUGCCUGGAUGUUGACGGCUGCUGACUGAUCAGGUCAGUGGCGGCUGAAGGCUGGGGUUGGUGUGGCAAGUUCUUAAAAUACGACAGCAGUGAAGUUUGCCACAUCAAUGGACUCUUCCUUUCAUGAACGAUUUCUCUGUAGCACGCAAUGCUGUUUGAAAGCAUUUUACCCACAGUAGAACUUCGUUCAAAAUUGGAGUCAAUCCUCUCAAAUCCUGCCGCGGCUUUAUCAACUAAGUUUAUGUAAUAUUCUAAGUCCUUUGUUGUCAUUUCAACAAUCUUCAUAGCAUCUUCACCAGUAGAUUCUGUCUCAAGAAACCAUUUUCUUUGCUCAUCCAUAAGAAGCAACUCCUCAUCUGUUAAAGUUUUAUCAUGAGAUUGCAGCAAUUCAGUCACAUCUUCAGGCUCCACUUCUAAUUCUAGUUCUCUUGCUAUUUCCACCACAUCUGCAGUUACUUCCUCCACUGAAGUCUUGAGUCCCUCAAAGUCAUCUAUGAGGGCUGGUAUCAACUUCUUCCAAACUCCUGUUAAUGUUGAUGUUUGGACCUCUUCCCAUGAAUCACGAAUGUUCUUAAUGGCAUCUAGAAUAGUGAAUCCUUUCCAGAAGGUUUUCAAUUUACUUUGCCCAGAUCCAUCAGAAGAAUCACUAUCUAUGGCAGCUAUAGCCUUACGAAAUGUGUUUCUUAAAUAAUACGACUUGAAAGUUGAAAUUACUCCUUGAUCCAUGGGCUGCAGAAUGGACGUUGUGUUAGAAGGCAUGAAAACAACAUUAAUCUCACUGUACAUCUCCAUGAGAGCUCUUGGGUGACCAGGUGCAUUGUCAAUAAGCAGUAGUAUUUUGAAAGGAAUCUUUUUUUCUGAGCAGUAGGUCUCAACAGUGGGCUUAAAAUAUUCAGUAAACCAUGUUGUAAACAGGUGUGCUGUCAUCCAGGCUUUGUGGUUCCAUUUAUAGAGCACAGGCAGUGUAGAUUUAGCAUAAUUUUUAAGGGCUCUAGGAUUUUCAGAGUGGUAAAUGAGCAUUGGCUUCAACUUCAAGUCACCAGCUGCAUUAGCUCCUAACAAGAGAGUCAGCCUGUCCUUUGAAGCUUUGAAGCCAAGCAUUGACUUCUCCUCUCUGGCUAUGAAGGUCCUAGAUGGCAUCUUCUUCCAAUAUAAGGCUGUUUCAUCAACAUUGAAAAUCUGUUGUGUAGUGUAGCCGCCUUCCUUAAUUAUCUGAGCUAGAUCUGGAUAACCUGCUGCAGCUUCUACAUCAGCACCUGCUGCUUCACCUUGCACUUUUACAUUAUGGAGACGGCUUCUUUCCUUAAACCUCAUGAACCAACCCCUGCUAGCUUCAAACUUCUCUUCUGCAGCUUCCGCACCUCUCUCAGCCUUCAUAGAGUUGAAGAGCGUUAGGGCUUUGCUCCGGAUUAGGCUUUGGCUUAAGGGGAUGCUGUGGCUGGUCUGAUCUUCUAUCCAGACCACUAAGACUUUCUCCAUAUCAGCAAUGAGGCUGUUUCGCUUCCUGAUCAUUCGUGUGUUCACUGGAGUAGCGCUGCUAACUUCCUUCAGGAACUUGUCCUUUGCGUUCACAACUUGGCUAACUGUUUGGCGCAAGAGGCCUAGCUUUCGGCCUAUCUCAGCUUUCGACAGGCCCUCCUCACUAAGCUUAAUCAUUUCUAACUUUUGAUUUAAAGUGAGAGACGUGCGACUCUUCCUUUCACUUGAACACGUAGAGGCCAUCGUAGGGUUAAUAAUUUGCCUAUUUUCAAUAUUGUUGCGUCUUAGGGGAUAGGGAGGCCCGAGGAGAGGUACUGAGACACGGAACGCACGUCGGUGGAGCAGUCAGAACGCACACAACAUUUAUCAGUUAAGUUCCCUGCCUUACCUGGGCGCGGCUGUCAGCGCCCCAACACUACAACAGUAACACCAAAGGCCAUCAAUCACAGAUCAGCGUAACCAGUAACGACGGAAAGGUUUGCGAGAAUUACCACAGUGUGACACUCAGACAGGAAGUGAGCAAAGGCUGCUGCAAAAAUUGGUGCCGACAGACUUGCUCCAUGCAGGGUUGCCACAGACCUUCAAUUGGUAAAAAACGCAGUAUCUGUGAAGCGGAAAAAAGCAAAGUGCUGCAAAAUCAUGCACGUACUACUGCUGUCUGCCUUCCUUAAAUUACGUCAGCUUUUGUUUCAUGCACCUGGGGGCUCUGCCGUUGGGACAGGUACUUAUGUUCAAACCCCACCAGAGAAAGUGCAGCUCUUCAGAAAUCCUAUCAAGAAAGACCUUGAAGGCCCCCGCCGACGACCACUCCCACUCCUCCCGAACAGGCUCGGCUUGUCUCCACAGUGGCUCCCGGUCCCUGCGCACAGUGCACCUGGCCUCCCCAGGCGGGCACGACGGCGAGGCGGCUCCGACAGUGCGGGAAGGGACAGACCCCGACAAGACGCCAAAACACGCACCCCAGGGGGACGAGUGGAACCCAGAGCCCACCAAGCUCCAACCCCAGACUGCGCACAGCAUGCUGGGACCGCAGUCCACGACUCCCGCGAGGCACGUCGGGAUUCCAAACGCCUGACUGGGAUUCAUGGGACAGCGGCGCGCUGCACGCUGGGCCUCGUAGUCCCACGACGGACGACCGGCCUCAGCACGUGAUGGGAGGAGUUGUGGGACGUCAGCCCCUGUUGCAUGCCGGGACCAAAAGCGCCUGAUGGGGUUUCUGGGACUCUGGCCUCGCAGUCCUAAGACACCAGCCAGCCCUCAGCGCAUAGAGGGCUGUGGGAACAGAGUGUUGCAUGCCGGGACUUGUAGUUCUCAUAACGCCGGACCUCAGCCGGUGACGGGGGCUGCAGGACAGAGACCCUCGUUGCACGCCGGGAUUCACGGCGCCUUACGGGGAUUCGUGAUACAGAGGGGCGCGUUGCACGCCGGGACUCAGAGUCCCACGAAGUGCAGCCUCAGCGCCUGACGGGGCUUCUGGGUCGGCAGCCCCGCGUUGCAUGCCGACCCGCAGCCCCAGAUGCCGGCGCUUACGGGGUGGAUGGGGCGAAGGAACACUGUUCCCACCGGGCCCAGUCGCAGAAGCGUGGUCCUAGGACGCGCCCAGUUCCCAUGGCCGGCGGAGGACCUCUCGGGCCCCGCAUGGGCGUGUUUACACCCAGGCCCUCAGCGCCUGCGCGCACGCACGCGGUGGCACGUGACGUCGCACGCUGUCCCGGAAGUCGGCGCGGAACGGGCGGCUGGUGGAAGCCGGUGCCGAAGGGAGAAUCGUAGCUCCGCUGCCGCCUCCGCUUGGGCCGGGGUCGCCCGGUUGCCCGCGAUGGGCGCCGGGCUCUGAGCGCCCACCGCCGCUUUUCCACAGCGCCUCCGCCCGGCUGCGAUGGAGGCACCGCCCGGCAGCCGCGUUCCCGCCGAGGGCGCCCAGCCGCCGGCCGUGGCCGAGGUGCGCUGCCCCGGCCCCGGACCGCUGCGCCUGCUCGAGUGGAGGGUGGCGGCUGGCGCGGCCGUACGCAUCGGCUCUGUGCUGGCCGUGUGCGAGGCCGCCGCCUCCGCGCAGCCCACCGGGCCCGCCCCUACCCGCGCCGGCUCCGGGGGCUGCGUGCGCACGGAGCGCAGGCUGAGGUCGGAGCGCGCGGGCGUAGUGCGGGAGCUGUGCGCGCAGCCCGGCCAGGUGGUGGCCCCCGGGGCGGUUCUGGUGCAAUUAGAAGGAUGUAGCCACCCCGUCGUCAUGAAGGGCCUGUGCGCCGAGUGUGGCCAAGACCUGACCCAGCUGCAGAGUCAGAAUGGGAGGCCGCAGGUGCCGCUGUCCACGGCCACCGUGUCAAUGGUGCACAGCGUCCCCGAGCUAAUGGUGAGCUCCGAGCAAGCUGAACAGCUGGGAAGGGAAGACCAGCAGCGACUGCAUCGCAACAGAAAACUAGUGCUCAUGGUGGACUUGGACCAGACCUUGAUCCACACAACGGAGCAGCUCUGCCAGCAGAUGUCCAACAAGGCCCCUCUGGACCCCCAGACGGCAUCCGGGACGCAUGGCAACCCCCGCCCCGCCCGCAGCUCCGGACCCACAGGACACCUGCUGGCGACAGCCCGAGAGGGCAUAUUCCACUUCCAGCUGGGCCGGGGGGAGCCGAUGCUGCACACCCGUCUGCGCCCGCACUGCAAGGGGUUCCUGGAGAAGAUCGCCAAGCUGUACGAGCUUCACGUCUUCACGUUCGGCAGCCGGCUGUACGCGCACACGAUCGCAGGCUUCUUAGAUCCUGAGAAGAAGCUUUUUUCUCAUCGAAUAUUAUCGAGGGACGAAUGUAUUGACCCGUUUUCCAAAACGGGGAACCUUAGAAAUCUUUUUCCUUGUGGAGACUCCAUGGUUUGCAUUAUCGAUGACCGAGAAGACGUGUGGAAGUUUGCCCCCAACCUGAUAACUGUGAAGAAAUACGUGUACUUCCAGGGCAUAGGUGACAUCAAUGCCCCGUCCGGGUCCCGGGAGCCCCAGGCGAGGAGGAGAGUCAGUGCUUCUCCUAAAGGUGCCGAUGCCACGGAGCAGCCUCCGUCCGUCAAGGAUCCCGAGGAAGGAAGGCAGGUGUCUGGGGUCGAGCAGAGCAACGGCCUCGGGAAGCCCACGAGGGAGCUCAACGGGGGCGCGGGCCCUCGUGGGGGCUGGCCCUGUCCCGGGCAGGAGGAGGAGAGGGGCGCCCGGCCCGCCGCCCGCACCCCCUCGGCUGACGGCCGGGGGCCCCUGGCGGGCACCCAGCAACACGGGCGGACGCCGCCGGAGAAGAGGCCCGUGCGGGGUCCGGUGGGCCCUGACCCGGACCCGGAUGUCCCCGGUGACAGCGCGAGCAGCAGCGAGUCCGAGGGCCGGCCGUCCCCCAUCCCCUCUGAUGGGGAGAGUGGGGAGAAGAAGACCCGGAGAAAGCCUCCGGCCACCCGCCACGCUGGGGACGUUGCGGCACAGGGCGGCCCCCCGGGCGCCAGUCCCUGCGUGGAGCCCGGGCCCGGCGUCCAGGCGGCCGUGCAGGGGGAGGGCGAGCGGGACGGCCUCUGCGGGCUGGGCGGCGGCUGUGCCGACAGGAGGGAGGCCGAGACGGAGUCCCAGAACAGCGAGCAGUCGGGCAUCACGGUGGGCGAGUCCCUGGACCAGAGCGCGGAGGAGGAGGAGGAGGAGGAGGAGGACGCCGACGCCGACGACCACCUGGUCCACCUGGAGGAGAUCCUCGCCCGCGUGCACUCCGCCUACUAUGCCAGGUACGACCGCUUUCUGCGCGGGGAGACCCAGGAGGCGCCCGACAUCCGCAAGAUUGUCCCCGAGCUGCGCAGCAGGGUGCUGGCCGACGUCGCCAUCAUCUUCAGCGGGCUGCACCCCACGAACUUCCCCAUCGAGAAGACACGGGAGCACUACCACGCCACGGCCCUGGGGGCCAGGAUCCUCACCCAGCUGGUGCUGGACCCCGACAACCCCGACCGGGCCACCCACCUGGUAGCCGCGCGGGCCGGGCCCCUGCUGUUCCCGCCGCCCCAAGCCCUGACGACAGACCAGUGGCCCACGGCGGCUCCGAGCAGAGUGCGUGUGCCCGCAGGCACGGAGAAGGUGCGCCAGGCCCAGGAUUGCGGGCAGCUGCAUGUGGUCAACCCCGACUGGCUGUGGAGCUGCCUGGAGCGCUGGGACAAGGUGGAGGAGCGGCUCUUCCCGCUGCGUGGUGACCAGGCCAAGUCCCAGAGGGAGGACGGCCCGGCCGCCUUUCCCGACAGGCAGGGCCUGCUUCCGACCACCCUGUUUCAUCCAACACCUGUGCAUCCCAAGGCCCCGCCUGGCCCUGAAGUUCGGAUCUACGACGCCAGCACGGGCAAGCUCAUCCGAAAGGGCGCUGCGGGCCCCGGGCCCCCCGGCUCCCUGCCGGUGCACGCGGAGCUCUCCUCCUUCAGAGCGGUUCAGCCACAUCACCAGCAGACGUUUGGUGAAGACUUGCCGGCUAAUCAAGGUGGAGAGCAGCCUGGUCCUUCGGGAAGGAAGCGCCAGCCCAGCAUGUCGGAGACCAUGCCACUGUACACGCUGUGCAAGGAGGACUUAGAGAGUAUGGACAGAGAGGGGCCACAAGAGGAAGCUGAACGAAGAGGACGCGGCCAGCCAGUCCAGCGGCGCGUCCAGCUGCGAGGACGAGGAGGGGGGCAGCUCGGAGGCGGACGAGAUGGCGGCCGCGCUGGAGGCCGAGCUCGGCGACCUCAUGUGACCGCGGGGCGGGCUCUCGACUCACCUCCGUCCCGGGGGCUGCCCUCGGGGGGCUGCCUGUCCUCCAGAGGGACAUGUCUGUUUGCAGAGCUCCACCUGCAGAAACACAUUGUUUUGCAGAAAUAGCUGUUUUUAUAAGUUUCUCUACAAGAAAGCCUACUUGUUAAGGACAGCGGAGCAGGGAACGCGGCCAUGCCAAAGAUCCUGGGUGAGCCCAGCAGAGCCGCACAGCAGGACUGGAGUUUGCGGCUUGUUAUCAGGAAGGGGGGUGGGGUGGGGAGGUGUUUUUCCUUUAAAUACCGCAGCAUAUUACUUAGGGUGAAGGCUGGGCAUCCGACCAGACAGAGGGGUGAUGCAGCAGGAACCCAGCAUCUUCCUGCUCUUUCACAACUGAAGCUACCAGAACAUGCACAGGUUUCAAGUGAGGCCGCGCAUCGGCGUGUGACGAGGACAGGCCUGGGGCCCCCAGCUGCCCCCGGGGCCCUGCAGCUCCCACGGGCGCCGGGACAAAGGGCCCUGCGCUCGCGGGCAGCCUUUGGCUCCUUUGCGAGAUCGGAUGUAAAGUUUUGUAUAUCUAUUUCAUACGUGACCCACCAAACAAGAUUUUUCUUUCAUUUAAUAAAAGUCCCUUU
Balaenoptera musculus (blue whale) is the source of this 7478-nucleotide messenger RNA. RefSeq names its product CTD phosphatase subunit 1 (gene CTDP1). NCBI's taxonomy places the organism in Eukaryota, Metazoa, Chordata, Mammalia, Artiodactyla, Balaenopteridae. Gene Ontology annotation, cellular component: nucleus. The record is from RefSeq and is a predicted model, not a curated record. The transcript has 13 exons. Gene Ontology annotation, molecular function: RNA polymerase II CTD heptapeptide repeat phosphatase activity. The coding region runs from base 4006 to 6972 and encodes 988 amino acids.